This is a messenger RNA of Erythranthe guttata (spotted monkey flower), 7305 nucleotides long. NCBI's taxonomy places the organism in Eukaryota, Viridiplantae, Streptophyta, Magnoliopsida, Lamiales, Phrymaceae. The record is from RefSeq and is a predicted model, not a curated record.
AAAUAAUAUUCCAGCAAGUAAUAUAAUGAUGGGGAAAACUUGUUGUUGCAUUCUUGCAUGUAUAGUCUUAUUCCAAAUGUCUUAUUAUUGCCUAGCCAUAAAUUAUUCAACUACCCUCGAAACCGAUAAAUCAGCUCUUCUUGCCCUGAAAUCUCAUAUCACUUCGGAUCCUGAAAGCACACUUGCCAAAAGUUGGACGAAUUCGAGCUCUGUCUGCAGCUGGAUUGGCGUCACUUGCGGUUUGCGCCACGAUCGAGUAACUGCGGUGAACAUUUCAGACAUGAGUCUCUCGGGCACAAUUCCACCACAACUAGGAAAUCUCUCGUUCCUUGUUUCACUCGAUUUUAGUUACAACCUUUUCAGUGGUGUCCUGCCACAACAAUUAUCUCUUCUACGCAGAUUGAAGUUUAUUUCUCUCGAAGUAAACAUCCUGAGUGGAGAGAUACCAUCGUGGUUAGGCUAUUUACCUAAACUCGAGCAUCUAUCUCUAUGGAAUAACAGCUUUACCGGUUUCAUUCCAAGUUCCGUCUCUAAUCUGACAAAUCUACAGUUUCUUGAUUUUUCUUUAAAUUCUCUUAAAGGAAAUAUUCCGCAGGAACUGGGUAGGCUUCACAAUCUGCAGACUUUAUUCAUGGAAUUCAAUCACCUCUCGGGUCCUAUACCGUCAUCCAUAUUUAACCUGUCGGCCUUAAAAGCUAUAUCUUUCACAGAAAAUGAAUUGAGUGGCAGCCUUCCAAGUGACUUGUGCAGUCAUCUUCCACUCCUUGAACGAAUUUACCUAUCGGAAAAUCAAUUGAGUGGCGAAAUUCCAUCAAAUCUAUCCGAAUGUUCACAACUUCAAAUUGUCGGACUGUCUUACAACGCCUUCAGUGGACAAAUACCAAGAGAAAUUGACAAUUUAAAAUAUCUCCAGAUGUUAUAUCUUGGGGGUAACAACUUAAGUGGUGUUAUCCCGUCCGAGAUUGGCAAUCUUCAAAACCUAGCUCAAUUAGCCAUUGAACGAAACCAGAUUAGUGGCACAAUUCCCCUCACUAUCUUCAAUAUUUCUUCUCUCCAAGGUUUAAACCUACAUCAAAAUAAACUGUCUGGAAGCCUCCCUAAAGAUAUCGGAAAUCUUACAAAGCUCAACCAAUUGGCCAUCUCGUACAACAACUUAACAGGUAGUUUACCGCGAGAAAUUGGCAAAUUGUACCAACUUGAUACAUUAAUAUUAGGCUCUAACAACUUCACUGGUUUUAUUCCAUCGGAGAUCUUUAAUAUGUCAAAUCUUCGAAUCCUUUCACUUUCAGCUAAUAGUCUGCCAGUCAGUCUUCCAACUAAUUUCGGUCACGGGUUACCUGCUCUUGAAGAACUUUACCUCAGAGGAAAUGGCCUCAGUGGAUCAAUACCUUAUUCGAUCACUAACUGUUCCAAACUCAGAGUUAUCGAACUCAGUGAUAACUUUUUCACUGGUUUUGUACCUCAUUUUCUCGGUAACCUAAGAAUGCUUGAACGUCUACACCUGUUAAACAGCAAUCUAAGGACCGAAUCAACUUCUUCAGAAUUGAGCUUCAUAACUUCUUUGACUAAUUGCCGAUCUUUGAUUGUGCUCAGAAUUGCUGAUAAUCCUCUAGAGGGCAUCAUUCCAGCUUCCGUUGGGAAUUUAUCUACCUCCCUCCAAGCAUUCGAUGCCUCCAAUUGUAAAAUUAAGGGUAUCAUCCCUUUAGAAAUCGGCAAUGUAAGCAGCCUCGUUACACUUUCUUUAUCCGAAAACGAGUUGUCCGGUAACAUUCCACCUACUGUUAGCCAUUUGCAAAACUUUCAAGGACUAUAUCUAAAGAGCAACAAUCUGAUAGGUUCCAUUCCGGAGGGUUUUUGUGAUCUACAUAGCCUGGUUGAACUAUCUUUAAGUCGUAAUAAAUUUUCCGGUCGAAUACCGAAAUGUUUAGGAAAUAUCACAUCUCUGAGAAGUCUCAUUCUAGAUUCCAACAUGUUGACUUCAAGCAUACCAUCAAGCGUGUGGCGCCUCACAGAUCUGCUGGAGCUAAGCUUAUCCUCGAAUUCCUUGACCGGAUUUAUAUCUCCGGAAAUAGGUAAUUUAGUGUCAGCAAACUAUAUCGAUCUAUCAAUGAACCACUUGUCGGAUUCUAUUCCAAGCACAAUUGGAAAUUUAAUAUCUUUGAGUGGUAUGUCUUUGGCACAUAAUCUACUGGAAGGUUCUAUUCCCGAGUCCGUAGGAAAGAUGAUCAGUUUGGAAAGUAUAGACUUGUCUUACAAUAACCUCUCUGGUUCAAUUCCAAAGUCUUUGGAAAAACUUCAAUACCUUGACUACUUUAAUGUCUCUUUCAAUGCUCUGAGAGGAGAAAUUCCCACUGGUGGUCCUUUCGUUAACUUCACUAUCGAGUCUUUUAAGGGUAAUGAGGCAUUAUGUGGAAUCCCAAGGUUCAAUCUUCCACUUUGCAAUCAUAAUGUUUCCAAACACAAGUCAAAGAUGAAAAGGGUGCGAUUAGCUUUAUUUAUUCUUGUUGGAGUUGUUGUUUUGGUCUCGCUUAUCUCUUUGGCCUUCAUUUUCGUAAGAUACAGAAGAAAAAAUAAGGCAGUCAAUGAAAUUGAUGGGCUGGGAAUUCCCACUGUACCAGAAAGAAUUUCGUAUUACGAACUCCUACAAGCAACUGAACAAUUCAGUGAGACGAAUUUACUCGGCAUGGGGAGUUUUGGUUCUGUGUACAAAGCCGUACUAAGAGAUGGGAAGAUUUUGGCUGUCAAGGUCUUCAAUUCGCUAUCAGAAGCUUCUUCUAAGAGCUUUGAAGUCGAAUGUGAGGUACUACGAAACAUCCGCCACAGAAAUCUCACCAAAGUCAUGAGCAGUUGCUCUAACGAGGAUUUCAAGGCACUGGUACUUGAAUACAUGCCAAAUGGAAACCUCGACAAAUGGCUAUAUGCACACAACUAUUGCUUGGAUCUAAUGCAAAGAUUGAACAUAAUGAUUGAUGUUGCAUGUGCGUUGGAAUAUCUUCACCAUGGCUAUUCAACUCUCAUUGUUCAUUGUGAUUUGAAGCCAAGCAACGUGUUGUUGGAUGAAGAAAUGGUUGCCCAUGUGAGUGAUUUUGGGAUAGCGAAAUUGUUGGGCGAAGGAGAGAGCACCGUGCACACCGACACCUUAGCAACAAUGGGUUACAUUGCACCAGAGUAUGGUUUGGAAGGGCUAGUUUCGACAAGGUGUGAUGUUUAUAGCUAUGGAGUGAUGGUGAUGGAAACGUUUACGAGAAAAAGGCCGAGCGAUGAUAUGUUCGGCGGAGAUUUAACCUUAAAGAGUUGGGUUCAAAGGUCACUUAACAACAAGUCAUCAAGUGAAGUUAUAGAUGCCAAUUUAUUGAAUACGGAAAACGAACAAGCCUUUGAGAAAAACGUGCAAUGUGUGUCGUUAGUACUGAAGUUGGCUUUAAGGUGUUGUGCAGAAUCUUCUGGUGAUAGAAUAAACAUGAAAGAAGCUCUAAUUGAGUUGCAGAAAAUCAAGGUCGGUUUCCCCGCCGGGAUUAAACCUGAAACAGAGUUGUUCUUCUCCAAAGCUGCAGUCUUGGAAACCAUAGCAGCAUCAUCCAUUCCAAUUUCUGUUCAAACCGGCGCCGGAGGUUCAAUUGCUAAUGUCGACGGAGUCAUGGAGAAAACAUGUUAUUGCACUCUUGCUGCAUAUACAUUCCUACUAAUGAUUCUUUGCCAAAUGCCCUCUCUUGCCUUAACCUCUACAAAUAGCCUUAGCCUCUUCACAGAUCAAUCUGCUCUUCUUGUCCUAAAAUCUCACAUCACUUUGGACCCUUAUCAUAUUAUUACAACCAACUGGACCAACUCGAGCUCUGUCUGUAGCUGGAUCGGCAUCACUUGCGGUUUGCGCCAUAAUCGAGUAACUGCGGUGAAUAUUUCAGAUAUGGGCCUUUCAGGCACAAUUCCACCACAACUAGGAAACCUUUCCUUCCUCGUUUUACUCGAUCUUAGUUUCAACCUUUUCGGUGGUGUUCUGCCACAACAGUUGUCUUUCUUACACAGAUUGAAGUUUAUUUCUUUCGAAGCAAACACCUUGAGUGGAGAGAUUCCACAGUGGUUGGGUCUUUUAACUAAACUCGAGUAUUUGUCUCUACGGAAUAACAGCUUUACCGGUUCCAUCCCGAGUUCUCUCUCUAAUCUAACAAAUCUACGGGUUCUUAGUUUUGCUUACAAUCGUCUCUCGGGUCAAAUACCAACAGCCAUAUUCAACAUAUCAACCCUGGAGGGUAUAUCUUUCAAAGGAAAUGAGUUGAGUGGUAGCCUUCCAAGUGACUUUUGCAGUAAACUUCCACUUGUUCAAGGAAUUUACCUAUCUCGUAAUAAAUUGAGUGGCGAAAUCCCGUCAAGUCUGUCAGAAUGUUCGCAACUUCGAUAUAUAUCACUGUCUUACAACUCAUUUAGUGGGCAGAUACCAAAAGCAAUUGGCAAGUUAAAAUUUCUUCGCAUUUUACAUCUCGGGCGCAACAACUUAAAUGGUGUUAUCCCGUCCGAGAUUGGCAAUCUUCAUAACCUGGAUGAAUUAGCCAUUGAACUAAACCAAAUUAGUGGCACAAUUCCACUCAGUAUCUUCAAUAUUUCUUCUCUCCAACUUUUACGACUACAUCGCAAUCAACUGUCUGGAAACCUCCCAAAAGAAAUCGGGAAUCUUACAAAGCUCAAACGCUUGGGACUCACAGAGAACAAGUUAACAGGUGUUUUACCGCGUGAAAUUGGGAAAAUUUACCAAUUGAAUACAUUAAAAUUAAACACUAACAGCUUCACUGGUUUUAUCCCAUUGGAACUCUUUAACAUGUCAAAUCUUCGAAUUCUUGAUCUUUUAGCUAAUAGUCUGUCAGGCAGUCUUCCAACUAAUUUGGAUCACGGGUUACCCUCUCUUGAAGAACUUUACCUCGCAGAAAAUGACCUCAGUGGAUCAAUACCUGAUUCGAUCACUAACUGUUCCAAACUCAGAAUUCUUGAACUCGGUGAUAACAACUUCACUGGUUUUGUACCUCAUUUUCUCGGUAACCUAAGAAUGCUUGAAUUUCUAUCCAUGUAUAACAACAAUCUAAGAACCGAAUCAACUUCUUCAGAGUUGAGCUUCAUAACUUCCUUGGCAAAUUGCAGAUCAUUAAUUACACUCAGAAUUGCUAAUAAUCCUCUAGAUGGCAUCAUUCCGGCUUCCAUUGGGAAUUUAUCAAUCUCCUUGCAAGAAAUAAUGGCCUUCAAUUGUCAAAUUAAGGGUAUUAUCCCUCCAGAAAUCGGCAAUUUAAGCAACCUAGUGAAAUUUUCUUUAAACGGGAACGAGUUGUUCGGUAAUAUUCCACCUACUGUCAACCAUUUGCAUAAGCUUCAAGGAUUAUAUUUAAGUAACAGCAAUAUGAGAGGUUCCAUUCCAGAGGGUCUUUGUGAUUUACACAACUUGGAUAGUUUAUUUUUAAGCCGUAACAAAUUUUCCGGCCAAAUACCGGAGUGUUUAGAAAAUAUCACAUCUUUAAGAUAUCUCUAUCUAGAUUCCAACAUGUUAAAUUUAAGCAUCCCAUCAAGCAUGUGGCGCCUCACAGAUUUGUUGCACCUAGACUUGUCCUCAAAUUUUUUGAGUGGAAUUAUACCUCUAGAAAUAGGUAAUUUAGUGUCAGCAACCCGGAUCAAUCUAUCAAUGAACCAGUUGUCAGAGUCUAUUCCAAGCACAGUCGGAAAUUUAAUAUCUUUGACGAACUUGUAUUUGGCACAUAAUCGAUUGGAAGGUUCUAUUCCCGAGUCAAUGGGGAGCAUGAUAAGUUUAGAAGUUGUAGACUUGUCUAACAAUAACCUCUCUGGUUCGAUCCCAAAGUCGUUGGAGACACUUAAAUAUCUCGUCUACUUUAAUGUCUCUUUCAAUGGUUUGAGAGGUGAAAUUCCCAACGGUGGUCCUUUCACAAACCUCACUAUGGAGUCUUUUAAGGGCAAUGAGGCAUUGUGUGGUGUUCCAAGGUUCAAUGUACCUCUUUGUCGUAAUGCUUCCAAUCACGGGCCAAGGAUGAAAAUUGCACAUUUUGCUUUAUUUAUUAUUUCCGGGAUUGUUGCAUUCAUCUCGCUCGUCUCUUUGGCAUUCGUCAUCUUGAUUAGAUAUAGAAGAAAAGAUAAAGCAGCCAAUGGAAAUGACGGGCUAUUGUCUACUGUACCAGAAAGAAUUUCCUAUUAUGAACUCCUACGAUCAACCGAACACUUCAGCGAGACGAAUUUACUAGGCCGUGGGGGGUUCGGUUCUGUUUACAAAGGUGUUCUAAAAGAUGGGAAAUUUUUAGCUGUGAAGGUGUUCAAUUCACUUUCGGAAACUGCUUCGAAGAGCUUUGAUGUCGAAUGUGAGAUACUACGCAACGUCCGUCACAGAAAUCUCAUCAAAGUCAUUAGCAGUUGCUCAAACGAGGAUUUCAAUGCAUUGGUACUUGAAUACAUGCCGAAUGGAAACCUCGACCAAUGGCUAUAUUCCCACAACUACUGCUUGGAUAUAUUGCAAAGAUUGAAUUUAAUGAUUGAUGUUGCAUGUGCCUUGGAAUAUCUCCAUCAUGGCUAUUCGACACGAAUUGUUCAUUGCGAUUUGAAGCCAAUUAAUGUGUUGUUAGAUGAAGACAUGGUUGCUCAUGUGAGUGAUUUCGGGAUAGCAAAAUUGAUGGGCGAAGGUGAGAGCACUAUGCACACCAUCACCCUAGCAACAAUGGGUUACAUUGCACCAGAGUAUGGUUUGGAAGGGCUAGUUUCUACAAGGUGUGAUGUUUAUAGCUAUGGAGUGAUGGUGAUGGAAACUUUUACUAGAAAAAGGCCAAGCGAUGAAAUGUUCGGCGGAGAUUUAACUUUAAAGAGUUGGGUUCAAAGCUCAGUUAAUAACGAGUCAUCAAGUGAGGUAAUAGAUGCCAAUAUAUUGAAUACGGAAAACGAACAAGCCUUUGAGAAAAACGUGCAAUGCGCGUCAUCAAUACUGGAGUUGGCUUUGAAGUGUUGUGCGGAAUCUUCUGGUGAUAGAAUAAACAUGAAAGAAGCUCUAACGGAGCUGCAGAAGAUCAAAGUUCGAUAUUUCCGCCGAGGUUCGAUCUGAAACCCCAAGUACCACUGAUGCUGUUAAUUAUGUCCUGAUACAGCUUCUACAAUGUUAAUUAAGGAUUUAUCUACAAUAAACUGUGUAAUAAUGAAGGGAAGAAUAAUUCUGGAUGCAUGUUAAGCACUUGUUUGUUUGGUAGUAUAUAUUUCAAUUUGAAUAAGUUUUUGUAAUGCGAUAUGAUGAUGGUUUCUAGAUAACAAAUUGGAAAUCCAAAUUGAAUUUCACUU